Molecule: messenger RNA, 5087 nt
Organism: Manis pentadactyla (Chinese pangolin)
Lineage: Eukaryota; Metazoa; Chordata; Mammalia; Pholidota; Manidae
Gene: R3HDM1
Product: R3H domain containing 1
Exons: 29
Coding region: 571-4107 (1178 amino acids)
Molecular function (GO): nucleic acid binding
Source: RefSeq, a predicted model, not a curated record
UUUUGCCAGCCGCGGCUGCCGCUGGAGCCGGUGUCCGGGCUGGUGAUGGGGUUAAUUCCCUUUCGUAAGACUCUCACUUGCACCCACCCAGCCCCGCCGUCGCCCCGCCGCGCCGCGCUCCAGCCGCCUCCUCCUCCUCCUCAGUAACACGGGGUAUAUGCAUAAGAAAAAUUGAAGUAUGCAGAGCCACCAUUUGACCACGUGGUGGGCCUCUUGUCAGUCUACUUACCUUGUGGGAUGCAGCCAAGACAGCCAACAGCCUCAGCCAACUGCUGCUGGCCUAGAAUGAUUCUCACCAUGGAAAAAUGUGAGAGGGCUGUGACUGUUGAAAGGUAUGAUGUAUUUAAUCCAAUACAGUCCAUUUCAGUCCAGGAAUCUACAGUGGUGACACGGACAUGGGACUCCUCCUGCCAGAUUCCAAAUGGUUCAGUACAAUUGACAUCCUGGCUGACAACUGUGAAAAAGAGCCUUGGAUUAUUUUAUUUUUUGUGUGUGGGACACCACAAUCCCAAACCCAUAGGACACAUCAGGCUUCAAGUUCCCUGUAGAAUUCUAAAAUAACCUUUGCUAAUGAGGAUGUCUGAUACUGUUACUGUAAAAAAUGAAACUGAAACAAUGAAUGAUUUGGACGCAGAAGUGAAAGAUACAGCCAAAGUUGAAAAUCUUACCAAAUCUGAAAACUAUGGGAAGAUUCUGGCAGAGAAGAAUGAACGUUGUAUUGACAACAGUAUUGAUUUUCAGCGGCCAUUGCAGUCAUUUGGACAGACAGGAAAAAGGUCUAAGUCAAGCUCAAAGUUAAAGCUAGUUCGGAGCCUUGCAGUGUGUGAAGAAUCUCCACCACCCCCUACAGCAGAGCUAUCACAGGAGAACCAGGAGAAAAUUCAGAUCCAGUUAACACAAUCAUUUGAAAAAGAGGAGAAGCCCUCAAAAGAUGAAGCAGAAAAAGAAAAAGCCAGUGAUAAGUUGCCUAGGAAAAUGUUAUCAAGAGAUUCCAGUCAAGAAUACACUGAUUCAACUGGCAUAGAUCUACAUGAAUUUUUAGUAAAUACAUUAAAAAACAAUCCCAGGGACAGAAUGAUGCUGUUGAAAUUGGAACAAGAAAUUUUAGAUUUCAUUGGUAAUAAUGAGUCUCCACGUAAAAAAUUCCCCCCAAUGACAUCAUACCAUAGGAUGCUAUUACACAGAGUAGCUGCUUACUUUGGAUUAGACCACAAUGUUGAUCAGAGUGGCAAGUCUGUCAUAGUAAAUAAAACUAGCAAUACAAGAAUACCUGAUCAGAAAUUUAAUGAACAUAUUAAGGAUGAGAAAGGUGAAGAUUUUCAGAAACGAUAUAUCCUCAAGAGAGAUAACUCUAGCUUUGACAAAGAUGAUAACCAGAUGAGAAUACGUUUGAAAGAUGACAGAAGAAGCAAAUCUAUAGAAGAAAGAGAAGAAGAGUACCAGAGAGCUAGAGACCGAAUAUUUUCCCAAGAUUCCCUGUGUUCCCAAGAGAAUUAUAUCAUUGACAAAAGAAUCCAAGAUGAGGAUGCUAGUAGUACCCAGCAGAGGCGCCAGAUAUUUAGAGUUAAUAAAGAUGCUUCAGGGAGAUCAACAAAUAGCCAUCAAAGCAGCACUGAGAAUGAGCUGAAGUACUCUGAGCCACGACCCUGGAGCAGCACAGACUCAGACAGCUCGCUCCGCAACUUCAAGCCUGCUGUCACCAAAGCCAGCAGCUUCAGUGGAAUUUCAGUCCUGACAAGAGGUGAUAGUUCUGGAAGCAGCAAAAGUGUAGGCAGGCUUUCAAAAACAGGUUCUGAGUCUUCUGGUAGUGUAGGUUCAUCUACGGGCUCUCUUUCUCACAUCCAGCAGCCUCUUCCAGGUACAGCUCUCAGCCAGUCUUCUCAUGGCGCACCUGUCGUCUAUCCAACUGUCAGCACUCAUAGUUCUCUUUCCUUUGAUGGUGGCCUCAAUGGGCAAGUCGCAUCUCCUAGCACUAGCUUCUUUUUGCUUCCCUUGGAAGCGGCAGGCAUACCACCUGGCAGUAUUCUGAUCAACCCACAAACAGGUCAGCCCUUCAUAAACCCAGAUGGGAGUCCAGUUGUGUAUAAUCCUCCUAUGACUCAACAACCAGUUAGAACCCAAGUGCCUGGACCUCCACAGCCACCUCUGCCACCCCCAGCACCUCAACAACAAGCAGCUAAUCACAUUUUCUCACAGCCUGUUCGUCCUCUGCAGUCCUCUUCACAGCCUGUUCAGUACUCCACAGCCCCUUACCCAUCCCCGCUCCUGCCAGUCUCACCCACCCAGCAAUACUCCGUGCAGGACAACCUUGGGUCUCAGUUUAGCCAUAUGAGUCUUGCCCGCCAGCCCUCUGCAGAUGGUUCUGACGCUCAUGCCACUAUGUUCCAGUCCACUGUUGUUCUUCAGUCCCCGCAGCAGUCGGGUUAUAUCAUGACGGCUGCCCCUCCACCACCGCCGCCACCACCACCGCCUCCUCCGCCUCCCUUACCCCCAGGGCAGCCCAUCCCAACUGCUGGCUAUUCUGCCUCUGGUCAUCCUGUCAGCCAACCUGUGCUCCAGCAGCAGGGUUAUAUUCAGCAGCCCUCACCACAAAUGCCAGCCUGUUACUGUGCUCCAGGCCACUACCACUCCAAUCAGCCUCAGUAUCGUCCAGUUCCUUCUGUCCAUUACAGUUCACAUCUAAACCAACCACUGCCACAGCCUGCACAGCAGACAGAUUCAUCUGGGAUAUGGCAACAGAGUGCACCUUUUGAAGAAAAACAGCCUUUGAGGCAAAAUAAAGAGCUAAAACCCAGAGGAAUAUUGGAGAUUGCCAUGAAAAUAUUCAGGCUGAGAGACACUAACCAAGGUUAUCAAGUUAUGCCCAACCAGCAGCAAAACUACCAAGGAAUAGUUGGAGUUCAGCAACCCCAGAGUCAGAGCCUAGUUGGUGGCCAACCCCACAGCAUUGGAAAUCAGAUUCAAGGAGUGGUCAUCCCCUAUCCUUCAGUGCCAUCAUAUCAGGUUUCACUGCCUCAAGGUUCUCAAGGAAUUGCCCAUCAGACUUAUCAACAGCCUGUUUUGUUCCCCAAUCAGUCUAAUCAAGGAUCUAUGCCCACAACAGGAAUGCCAGUUUACUAUAGUGUCAUUCCACCUGGCCAACAAAAUAAUUUAAGCUCUUCAGUAGGUUACUUGCAACAUCCAGGAUCAGAACAAGUACAGUUUCCUCGAACUACUUCACCAUGCAAUUCCCAGCAGCUUCAAAGCCACCAGUGUGCAGCCGUGCCACCCCCACCACCGGGUGGAGGAAUGGUGAUGAUGCAGCUCAGUGUACCAAACAAUCCACAGUCUCGUGCCCACUCACCCCCUCAGUGGAAACAAAACAAAUACUACUGUGAUCACCAGAGAGGACAAAAGUGUGUGGAAUUUACCAAUGUAGACAAUAUUGUUCAGCACAGCCCUCAACUCAGUAGUCCAAUUAUUUCACCAGCUCAGUCGCCAACACCAGCUCAGCUGUCCACCCUGAAAACUGUCCGUCCAUCUGGACCACCACUUUCCAUCAUACCCCAGUUUUCUAGAACUUUUGUCCCUGGCCAAGGUGAUGCCAGAUACCCAUUACUUGGCCAGCCACUGCAGUACAACUCUCCUGCUGUUCUACACGGACACAUUCCAGCCCAGCAGGGUCAGUCUGGCAACAGGCAUGGAAAUAGAGGAAGGAAACAAGCUAAAAAAGCUGCAUCCACUGACCUUGGUGCAGGAGAAGCAGUUGUUGGGAAGGUCUUGGAAAUUACUGAACUACCAGAUGGAAUAACUCGCAUGGAGGCCGAGAAGCUUUUUGGGGAACUCUUUAAAAUUGGCGCCAAGAUCCGGUGGCUCCGGGAUCCCCAGUCCCAGCCCCAGCUACGUCGUCACCCUCUCUGCUGUGGCAGUGGGGACAAUACUGUCAACCCUGAACGCUCUAAACCCAGUGACUUGGCCUCCACAUACACUGUCCUAGCCACAUUCCCCUCCAUUUCGGCUGCACAGAAUGCAUUGAAGAAGCAAAUUAACUCGAUUAACAAGUUUAAGCUGAGAACAAGCAAGAAGCACUAUGACUUUCACAUUUUGGAAAGGGCAAGUUCUCAGUAACAGCCACCUUGGACCCUUGGCCUUUACGAUUCCCCUGUCCUCUCCCAUCUUUAAUUGGGUUGGUAUUUGGAGCUUCUCUUAACAUGAUAGAGACUCCUAGGAUGUGUGGUUAUCGUGUUACAGCUUUUGAAGACAGGCCAGUGAUCCAGCAAGGGGGUGGAAAUACACAUUUCACCCUGAAUAACUAGGAAUUCAUAUCAGAAUGAUACAGAGUUAGCAGCUUUUUCUGGGGAAAUGCUGUUCAAAUGCCUCCUAACUUUUAUAGUUAUUUUGUUUUAUAUUUCUGAGUUAUUGUAUCAGAUCCAAAGCUCUAUUGUACAGCAAAUUAUUCUUCAAAAUGAUUACAACCAGUUGCAGCCUGUAUUUCUUUUUUGCAGCCAGCACAUGUGACCCAACAUAGAAUUUGGGGGGAAAGAAUGGAGGAGUAGUGUGACCAGGUCGAGACCAUGUGCUCUUUUUGGGAGGACUUGAGGGUGACUAAGGAGCCUACAAAUAGAAAUUACUCUCCCCCUGUAUCUCUAAACACAGUAACAAUUCCCAGAAAAUACACAACUCCCUCAUAGGGUCCUUCUGUUUCUCAUUUAGGUAGUAUGAACAUUAAGUAUAAAGUAAAUUAUGUUCUUAAUGCUUCUUAGUCAAACCACUUAAGAUUCAAAGGGGACUAGGAAUCAUUCUAGGCAGGAAAAUACUUCCACUUUUUUUUUUCAGUGUCCCUCCAAUAACUGAAUGCCACUUACUUGCAUUCCCAUUCUUGUGGAUUUUUUGUCCCCUAAGGAAAUGCAUCUGAUGGGUGCUGGGAACUUCCUAAGUGGUUUAAAAUGUGUUUUCAUUGUUUGCAGCGGAUCACUGGACAUCAAAGAUUCAUUGCACUUACGAACAAGGAAACUUUUUUUCAAUUUCUGUGUAAUUUGCAAAGCUGUACAAUGUGUGCUGAUGCAAGCCUUUUUCAGUUCAAAAGAAUAAAUGUUUACAAAUACAGA